Messenger RNA from Suillus paluster, 744 nucleotides. RefSeq lists its product as uncharacterized. Bases 1 to 744 code for a protein of 247 amino acids. Lineage: Eukaryota; Fungi; Basidiomycota; Agaricomycetes; Boletales; Suillaceae. The record is from RefSeq and is a predicted model, not a curated record. The transcript is spliced from 3 exons.
AUGUGCCGUAUCAAAGAACUCGUCCCGCUAGGUCCCCACAUAUGCUCCCCGGUCCUUGAUAUCCCCCACCACCUUGCACGCCAGAAUCCAGCACUGGUAGGGGCAGGAGAAGCAUAUCCUCAAUAUAAUAUACCCCAGGUCGCCGGGAAAGUGUCGCAUCAGCCGCCUCAACACGAUCCAUACUUCAGUGGUAAUGUACCUCGAUUUGAGAUGUCAGGCAAUGGACAGCACGGUGACCACAACACCAGCGGCGCAUUCGCUGGGGGACCUAUGUACCAAGAUCAUUUAAACAAUAGGCUUCGUUCCACCAGUCCGCAGCACUCACCCGAUAUGCGUCAGCCAUCCCCGUAUCCUUUUUUCGGUGCACACCAGACACCCGUCCAGUCCAUGCGAGCUGGUAGCGUGCCACAGAAUUUCAGCUCAAAUAGUACAUCCUCUCGAGGUGAAACACCAUACCGUCAUUUCGCAGGAGACUCGGGUAGUGAGGCAUCUUCGCGGGCACCAUCUGUUGUUCCUGGAAGCGAGGAGUAUCAAGCUAUGAUGCUAUAUUCAAUGGGUCGACAGCCUGCCACUCACCUUCCGCACGUGAACCAGAACGUGAAUAGGCGAAAUGGGGCACUUGAGCAGUCGCCAAAUUUGAAUGAGACCGUUGCACAUCUUGUCACAGAGGUCAAACGACUGACCGAACACGCACAGCACACCGAUAAGGAGCUCGCUACCACAAACGCACGUUUCUUCGCAUGA